Pseudocercospora fijiensis CIRAD86 is the source of this 2139-nucleotide messenger RNA. RefSeq lists its product as uncharacterized. NCBI's taxonomy places the organism in Eukaryota, Fungi, Ascomycota, Dothideomycetes, Mycosphaerellales, Mycosphaerellaceae. Gene Ontology annotation, cellular component: MutLalpha complex. Bases 1 to 2139 code for a protein of 712 amino acids. Gene Ontology annotation, molecular function: ATP binding; mismatched DNA binding; ATP hydrolysis activity. Gene Ontology annotation, biological process: mismatch repair. The record is from RefSeq and is a predicted model, not a curated record. The transcript has a single exon.
AUGACCUCGUCGCCGCCGCGCGGCACAAAGCGAAAAGCGGAUGAGUUGCAAGCACCUCGCCGCAUAAGGGCUCUUGAGCAGGAUGUGGUGAACAAGAUCGCUGCGGGAGAAAUCAUUGUUGCACCGGUGCAUGCCCUGAAAGAGUUGAUCGAGAAUGCAGUGGAUGCCGGCUCGACAAGCCUGGAGAUUCUCGUCAAAGAAGGGGGCCUCAAACUCUUGCAGAUCACCGAUAAUGGCUGCGGCAUAAGCAAGGACGACAUGCCAAUCCUGUGCGAGCGCUUCACCACAUCAAAGCUCAAGGCUUUUGAAGACCUGCAGGCCAUUGGCACGUAUGGAUUCCGAGGCGAAGCGCUCGCCAGCAUCAGUCACAUAGCACAUCUAUCGGUCACGACCAAGACAGCAGAUUCUAGUUGUGCCUGGAAAGCUCACUAUGCUGGUGGCAAACUGACACCUGCAAAGCCCGGCCAAUCUGCUGAUCCCAAGGCUUGUGCGGGACGGCAAGGCACGCAGAUUGCUGUUGAGGAUCUCUUCUACAAUGUGCCGACCCGGCGACGCGCUUUCCGUUCUGCCAGCGAGGAGUAUGCAAAGAUUGCCGAGCUGGUGGGCAAGUACUCAGUUCAUUGUCAAGGUGUUGCAUUCUCGUGCAAGAAGCAUGGUGAAGCCGGUCUUGGUAUUGCUGUACCUGCCAACGCCUCAAUCCGUGAUCGCAUCCGUCUCACCCACAGCACAACUGUCGCAAAUGAGCUCAUCGAAUUCCAGAUCUCCAAUGAACCGUAUGGGUUCACUGCAAAGGGUCUUGUCAGCAACGCCAAUUAUGGUGGCAAGCGAACUACACUCCUACUCUUCAUCAACCACAGAUCUGUCGAAUCGUCAGCGAUCAAGAAAGCAUUGGAGCAGACGUAUUCUGUCUUCCUUCCGAAAGGCAGCAAGCCUUUCGUCUAUCUUAGCCUAGAGAUCGAUGCCGCACGUGUCGAUGUCAAUGUGCACCCAACAAAGCGAGAAGUCAACUUCCUGAACGAAGAGGAAAUCGUCGAGCUCGUCUGCGAGGAAGUCCGCACGAGGCUUGGAAAGGUCGAUACAAGCAGGACCUUUAUGACGCAGAGUCUGCUGAGCGGCGCGAGGACACCUAGCAUAUCCAAAGCGAAUACACUCCCUGAAACUCCGUCGACUUCGACUGCUGGCGAAAAGCGACCUCCGACGUCUCAUCAGACUGCAUCGAAAAAGCCGUACGAGAACAACCUCGUGAGGACGGACGCGAAGACGAGGAAAAUUACAGCCAUGCUUCCAUCAGCACAGCGAGCGUCGUCUCCGUCCCGCGAACAUGCCUCGAAUGGAAUGGAAUACGAGUAUACGGACAAGGAGCCUACGAUAUGCCGUCUGACCACCAUCAAAGAGUUGAGAGCCUCGGUGAGAGAGAACAUGCAUAAUGAGCUUACAGACACAUUUGCCAACCAUACCUUUGUCGGUAUAGCAGACGAGUGCAAGCGCAUCGCCGCUAUUCAGGGCGGGGUGCGUCUCUUCCUCGUGGACUAUGGAAUGGUUGCCGCGGAAUAUUUUUACCAGCUUGGCCUGACAGACUUCGGCAAUUUUGGGUCGAUCCGGUUAAACCCUCCAUUGGCCUUGCAUGACCUGCUCCAGAUUGCAGUCCAACACGCGAAAACGUUAGAGCCGCAAAACGUGGAAUUCGACUGGGACAACGUUGUAUCGGCCGUGGCCAACCAGCUCAUGUCUCGUAAAGACAUGCUUCUGGAAUACUUCUCGAUGGAAAUUACUGCAGAUGGCGACCUCCUAACCAUUCCGCUCCUGAUCAAGGGCUACGCACCAUCGAUGGCCAAACUUCCCAACUUCCUGCUGAGGCUAGGACCACAUGUUGACUGGACAGACGAGAAAGGCUGCUUCCAGAGCUUUCUUCGCGAGCUAGCAAGCUUCUAUGCGCCAGAGUCAUUGCCACCUGCCCCCGAAGAUGGAGAGUCGGAGGAUGAAGAUAUCGCAGAGAGACGACGACAAGUCCAUCGAGCAGUUGAGAACGUCUUGUUCCCGGCGUUCAAGGCCAGGCUGGUGGCUACAAAAUGCCUGCUUAAGGGCACUAUCGAAGUUGCCAACCUCAAAGGCCUUUACCGCGUGUUCGAGCGAUGCUAG